Musca vetustissima is the source of this 794-nucleotide messenger RNA. RefSeq names its product limbic system-associated membrane protein-like. Gene Ontology annotation, cellular component: neuron projection membrane. The transcript has 5 exons. Gene Ontology annotation, biological process: synapse organization. NCBI's taxonomy places the organism in Eukaryota, Metazoa, Arthropoda, Insecta, Diptera, Muscidae. The coding region runs from base 24 to 794 and encodes 256 amino acids. The record is from RefSeq and is a predicted model, not a curated record.
UGUUUUAUUGUUUCAUUACAGAAAUGCGAAUAAUAUCCGGCGAUGUUUCCUCACACUACUGGGAAACACCCUACUCACAGCCAUAUUUUGAUAAUUCCUCAAGGCGUGAGGUUACCUCAAUUGUGGGCCAGGCAGCAUUGCUGCAAUGUCGUGUACGAAAUUUAGGAGAUCGAGCUAAGGUCUCCUGGAUACGAAAACGAGAUUUACACAUCUUAACAGUCGGCAUUCUGACCUACACAAAUGAUCAACGAUUUCAAUCGCUACACACUGAGGGAUCCGAUGAAUGGACACUGCGUAUAUCAUCACCCCAGCCAAGAGAUUCGGGAACCUAUGAAUGUCAGGUGUCAACGGAGCCGAAAAUUAGCCAAGGAUUCCGGCUAAAUGUAGUAGUCUCUCGUGCUAAAAUUCUUGGUAAUCCAGAGCUAUUCAUUAAAAGUGGCAGUGACAUUAACCUGACAUGUUUGGCAAUGCAAUCACCGAUACCACCCUCAUUUAUCUAUUGGUACAAGGGCAAACGUUUAAUGAACUAUUCACAGCGUGGCGGCAUUAGUGUAAUAACCGAAAGGACAACGCGCACCAGUAAACUUUUAAUAUCGAAAGCAACACCAGCUGAUUCGGGAAAUUAUACAUGUUCGCCAAGUAGUUCAGAUUCGGCGUCAGUGGUGGUACACGUUAUCAAUGGUGAACAUCCCGCAGCCAUGCAACAUGGCAAUAAUAGUGCUACAACACUUAUACCCUCCUAUCGACGACGUCGAACACUGUCAACCACAUCAUUCAACGUAUUGUUGGGUUGA